Molecule: messenger RNA, 3460 nt
Organism: Neoarius graeffei (lesser salmon catfish)
Lineage: Eukaryota; Metazoa; Chordata; Actinopteri; Siluriformes; Ariidae
Gene: osmr
Product: oncostatin M receptor
Exons: 17
Coding region: 18-2498 (826 amino acids)
Molecular function (GO): protein binding
Source: RefSeq, a predicted model, not a curated record
GUGUGUGUGUGUGGGAGAUGAAGGUGUUUGGUCUGUGGUCAGUGAAUUUUCUCUUCCUUGUCUCUGCAGAAACCACAAACACACUGGAUACGGUGUCAGGAAGCAGCAAACCUGCACCGCUCAGUGUUGAAGUGUGUGUGAAGAGCUCGUGGAGUUUAGAGGUGCGAUGGGCCGAGCACGAAAGUACCACAAGCUCAGCGCAAACCUACCAGGUCCAAAUUGGGCAAAGUGAAGAUUUUAAUAUUGUUGCUCAGAGUAAUGUGAGCAAGAAGGCUGGAGUUCAGUAUGUGUCGUGGGUUUGGACCUCAGCGCUGCCACUCCAGUGUGCUGAUCACUCCGUACGGAUUAGACGCGUUCCCGGCUCAUGGACUGACUGGAUGACUCAUUACGGUCAAUGGAAUGUUAGCUCCAACAGACUGAGGUUAUUCCCAACAGAGGAGGUUUUACAGGAAGGAUCGUCUGUCUUCUUCUGCUGUAUCCCUCCUGAUGGAGCUCAAGUUAUGGCCCUCCACUUUUCCAACACGCUGUACCCGCUAAUCAACAUCAGCCACCGUGUCAGAGCCAUCAGAGUGCUCGGACUCAACACCACGAAGUUUGGCGUGAAGCUCACAUGUCAGGACAACUCAGGAAACGAGCGAUCGGUGUUAAACUACAUCACCUUUCCUCCUGAGAAGCUGAAGAACCUGAGCUGUGAGACAAGGAACCUGAAGAACAUUGUGUGUUCGUGGACGCCGGGCAGAGAACCCAACCUGAGCAGUGUUCGGAGACGCCGAUACACACUCCACAUCCUGAACCUGGAUGGAGUGAUAUUCCCAUGUGGUAACCGACCUUCCUCCUGUGAGUUCCCUGUUCUUCCAGAUCUGAUCUUCUACAACAUCUCUGUGGUGGUGAACAACAGCUUGGGGGAGGAGAGAGAGAGCUACGCUUUCAACAUCACACACAGAGUGUUUCCUGUCCUCAAGGAUAUGGCUGUGAUUCCAGGUGCACUUGAUGCUGAAGUGUUUUGGACAUUAGAUGGGAAUUUUACAGGCCUGCAGUUAACAUGUCAGAUCACUGUGGAGCCAAUAAACACAACCACAGAGUUGCAGUGUGUAGGUGUGGAAUGUGUGAGGAAUCUCAAUGUGUGUGUGAAGCAGCUGCAGCCGAGCUCUCAUUACUCCACCAGAGGGCGCUGUGCAGUGCAGCACAACAGCUGGAGCUCAUGGAGCGCAACAUACACCUUCAGCACAGAGCCGCUGGUGACGCUGGAUGUCUGGAGGAGGAUGGAGGAGAACCACCACAGGCGCAGGAUCAGGGUUCUGUGGAGAACUUUCAGCAGCAGUUCACACUCCACCAUCGAGGUGUAUGAAGUGUGUGUGCAGCAGCAGGAAGAGAGCAGAGUGUGUGUGAACAUCACAGAGAUGCAGACUGACGUUAAAGUGGGGGACGGAGUGUGUGACGUGUCAGUCAGAGCGAUUACACACACAGGACUGUCCCUGCCAUCUUCUAUUACAGUUCCUGCACUGAACACAGACCCCACCCUAAAGCAGAAGAGGAUUGUGGGUAAUGCAGAUGGUGUCCUGUUGACCUGGUUUGAACUCUCCUCAGCUACAUGUGGCUACACCCUGGAGUGGUGCAUGAUGGAUAAUUUGGGAUCAUGUGACCUGCACUGGAGGAAAGUCUCAGCUAAUCAGACGUCCUCAUUCCUCAGCGCAGAGGAGUUGAGAAUGGGCUGUAGAUACAUCUUUAAUAUCUACAGCUGUCACUCAAAUGGACAUCAGAUUCACGAGAGAUACAUUGGAUAUCUGAAAGAACAGAAGCCCCUGCAGGCUCCUGAUGUGCAUUUAUCUCCGAGUGUAAGUUCUCAUUCCAUCACACUCAAGUGGAGCUUUGAUGAGGAAAAUUGUGCUCACCCCGGAUUCAUCACAGGAUACACACUGACUGUACUCACUGAACCAGAUAACACACACGGUGUGUACAGUGUGACAGUAGAUGAUCCUCACUGUAAGAGUGUGACAGUUGAAGGUCUGUGUGAGUCUCAGCGUUACACACUUCAUCUAGCUGCCUGUACCAAAGCUGGCUGUGGAACAGAGAGUGUGUAUACUGUUACAACACUGCCAAAAUAUUACUUGCUGGUUCUGAAAGUCAUGACACCUCUCCUCCUCCUGAUUGGCUGCUGCUGUUGUUUGUGGUCUUACAGAAACACUGUGAGAGGAAUCAUUGUAGAUGUGUUUAUUUUCCCUAAACAUCAUGACGUGAGGAUGAUGGAGCUGGAUGAUGAUGUGUAUAAGGUGAGUAAGGAGAUCGGCGCUGUGGUGGUGGAGGAGUGUGAAAGCUGUAAUGUGGAGCUCAUGGAACAGGAAACGCACACGCGCUCGUGCUUUGAGGCCGACUCAGAUAAUGAGGAGUUAAUGAUGGCGACCAACAUGAUGUACCUGCUGAUCUCCAACGCACCUGAACACGCAAAGCAUUGUGGGCCGAGCAGCAGCGGCUACAUCAUCUCUACAUCUACACACUGAGGCCAUAAACAGUUAAUGCACAAAUAAAAUAAAAUAAAAUAGAAUAUGAAUAAAAUGGAUCAGGAAACACGUCUGAGCUCACUCACGCUAAACACAUAAAAUAUAAACCUCUUCAUCAACAGCGAGCUCAGAGCUUCACCGCUUCAGUUUACACCUGCAGCAGGUUUGUGGCAUCAGAAGUCGGGAUUAAUGCUGUGAAGUGGUGUAGAAGUGAUGGUGCUUUGUGCACUAAUCCGUCCCAUCCUGCACCAGGAGAGCAGAGGAACUUAUAGCAGAUAACAGAUGUGGAUAAAAAGGAAAGAAAUGAAUUGUAGAUCAUUUCAAAUUAAUCAUCUUUAUUGUGUUCCAAAUGUAAAAAUGUUUACCUAUAAAUCUAAUAACCUACAAUAUUAGACAUUUUGCACUUUACACCGUGUAGUUUAUUAAUGAAGUGCUGUGGUAUUUUUGAGUGAAUUAGAAACGCCUGUAGCAGAAUUCUGCCUCCUGAGAUCUUGUAUCCUUCUCUGUCCUACAUUUCCUAUCGUCCUGAGCAGCAGCUUUUAAAAAUGGCAGCAGAAAACACCGAGAGAAGUGGAAUCGUUUAAAGCAGCCCUGAUAUUUAGAUUGAGGAUCAAACUUAAUAAUUUUUUUUGGAGGAACUAGAUGUUAAUUGUGUCCAUAAUCAGAGAGCAGCUCUCAGACGCUCCUCCUGCUCCAUCACUUCCUCAUCAAAACAGAGAAGAGCACUUACAUGCCCUGUACAGGUGACAGCACACGAAGGUUUUGAGGUUUAAAAUGGGCGUGGUACUUCUCUUAUUGCUGAUUUUUUGCUUCAUUGUCUCUGUUUUGUAUUUGAUGUUGUAUGUUCUUGUUUUCAACUCGGUGCUGCCUUUUCUUGGCCAGGGCUCGCUCGGAAAAGAGACUUUGUCUCAAUGUGAUUACCCUGAUUAAAUAAAGCAUAAAUAAAACAAAAUAAAAUAAAA